UCGAAAUCGACGUCUCCGACAUACAUUCUGUUCUCUAGUCCAAAAAACUUCCGCAGAAGAGUAGCGAUUAGAAGAAGAGCUUCCAUCAUGAGUGUAGAAAUUCUGAAUGGUGCCACCAUUGCUGGCUUUGUUGAAGAUGAAGAAGCAUUCAACAGUUGGGUACAUGACCGCUUUGCCGCUCUUGACGAAGACCAAGACGGUGUGCUUUCCUACGAGGAGACGUUGAAAGAACUGCAGUGUCUUAGGGUUUUUGAGACCGACUUUGGGAUUGAUGUGAAGACAGACCCAGAUGAAGUUGCUGGAGUCUACUGCUUUCUGUUCUCGCAGUUUGAUCGUGACUCAAAUGGGGUGUUGGAUUUUGAGGAGUUCAAGACUGCGACCAAGAGAAUGAUGCUGGCCGUGGCUGAUGGGUUAGGUCUCUUGCCUUUGCAGAUGAUUCUAGAAGAGGGCAGUUUCUUGAAGAAACCUGUUGAAUGGGAAUCCACCAAACUGGUGCCCUGA
Vitis riparia (riverbank grape) is the source of this 501-nucleotide messenger RNA. RefSeq lists its product as uncharacterized. The record is from RefSeq and is a predicted model, not a curated record. Gene Ontology annotation, molecular function: calcium ion binding. The coding region runs from base 88 to 501 and encodes 137 amino acids. Lineage: Eukaryota; Viridiplantae; Streptophyta; Magnoliopsida; Vitales; Vitaceae. The transcript has a single exon.